CGCCGCCGGUUGGCCGGAGCGGGUAGCGAUGCCGGUCGCCGCCCGCUCAGCGCCCCGCAGAGCGCAGUCCGACGCCCCCUUCCUCGCCCCCGCCCGCCGGCGGGAGAGCGACGGCGAGCGGCCCCAGCCCCUCCGCCAGGCCGGCGAGGCGGGCCGGCACGGCAGAUGGGUGGCUUCUUCCGCCGCCCCCUUCCUGCCUUCCUUCUCCACCCCUCCGCCGCCCCCCGUCUCCUCCGCUGCCUCCUCCCCCGCUGCCGAGGCCGCCGCCUCUACCUCCCCCUCGGCUGCUUGCCUCCUCCCGGCACCCCCCCGCACCCGCGCUCGCUCCCGCUGCGGCUUCCCCGGACUCGCCAUGAGCGGCGGUGCCGCUCGCUUGCCGCCGCCCCCCGCCCUCUGCCCGCCACCGCCGCCGCCCCUCCACGGGCCGAGUCUGCCGGAGCCCGGAGCACGCAGCCAGGGCCGGGGUAGCCCCGCCGGCCACGGCGCACCCCGCACCGCCCCGGGCGCCAGAGGCCCGCCACCAGGUAGCAUUGGUACAUCCUUUCAAUGCCACUCAAUCCAUCAAGAUCAUAUUUGUAAUGAUGACGGUGACAAGAGCGAAGACAGUCCCAGUCCCAAGCGACAACGCCUUACCCAUUCAGUCUUUGACUAUACAGCAGCAUCACCAGCCCCAUCACCACCAAUGCGACCAUGGGAGAUGACAUCAAAUAGGCAGCCUCCUUUGGUUCGGCCCAACCAACACCACUUCUCAGGGGAACGAUGCAACACACCCGCACGAAACAGGAGGAGUCCUCCUGUUCGACGUCAGAGAACAAGGAGAGAUCGUUUGUCUAGACAUAAUUCCAUUAACCAGGAUGAAAACUACCACCAUCUCUCCUACGGACAGCAGCAAGCAAUAGAAGAGCCCCGAGCCUUUCACCCACCAAAUGUAUCUCCUCGUAUGUUGCACCCAGCUGCUCACCCACCACAGCAGAAUGCAGUGAUGGUUGACAUUCAUGAUCAGAUCCAUCAGGGCACAGUUCCUGUCUCAUACACAGUGACAACGGUGGCUCCACAUGGGAUACCACUUUGCACAGGCCAGCACAUCCCAGCCUGCAGCACACAGCAGGUCCCAGGGUGCUCAGUGGUUUUCAGUGGGCAGCACCUUCCAGUCUGCAGUGUGCCUCCCCCAAUGCUUCAGGCGUGCUCAGUCCAGCACCUACCUGUACCAUAUGCAGCAUUUCCACCCCUCAUUUCUAGUGACCCAUUCCUUUUGCAUCCUCCUCAUAUCUCUCCACACCACCCUCCUCACUUGCCUCCUCCAGGACAAUUCGUUCCUUUCCAAGCACAGCAGUCACGGUCGCCACUUCAAAGGAUAGAAAAUGAAGUAGAACUGCUUGGAGAACAUCUUCCUGUAGGAGGUUUUACAUACCCUCCCCCAGCCCAUCCACCAACAUUGCCUCCCUCAGCUCCUCUCCAAUUCUUAACCCACGAUCCUUUACACCAGGAGGUGUCAUUUGGUGUACCUUACCCACCUUUUAUGCCUCGAAGACUCACAGGGCGCAGCAGAUACCGAUCACAGCAGCCAAUACCACCACACCCUUACCAUCCCAGCCUAUUACCUUAUGUGCUAUCAAUGCUGCCAGUGCCACCUGCAGUUGGACCAGCUUUCAGCUUUGAGUUGGAUGUGGAAGACGGAGAGGUAGAAAACUAUGAGGCACUGCUGAAUUUGGCAGAACGCCUGGGAGAAGCCAAACCACGAGGGUUGACAAAGGCAGACAUUGAACAGCUUCCAUCCUACAGGUUCAAUCCAAACAACCACCAGUCAGAACAGACAUUGUGUGUGGUGUGCAUGUGUGAUUUUGAGUCAAGGCAGCUACUUAGAGUCUUGCCCUGUAACCACGAGUUCCAUGCCAAGUGUGUCGACAAAUGGCUGAAGGCAAAUCGUACCUGCCCAAUUUGUAGAGCUGAUGCUUCGGAAGUGCAUCGUGAUUCAGAAUGACCAGUCUAAGAGCACAAAUCUGGUUUGGGUGUUCCUGGUCACAUGUAUAUAUGAACUAUCUAUUGAACUUACCCAUGUGGCUUCCAGCCUACCCUUUACACAAAAGGGUCAAUGGACCUUACUUUGCACUGUGUGACUUAAUCAAUUAUAAAGCUUAUAACUAGUCUUCACAGUUACAGGAUUGUUAUACUAACAGUAUGAUUGGAACUCCAAAGACUUUUUUUUUUUUUUUUUUAGCUUAAUUUUGUGUGUGCACUAACAUUCCCUGGUUUUUGUGUGAUCAUUCCGAGUGUUGCUGCAAGAUUACUGUGGACGUGAUCUUUUAGCAUGUGCUUUUAUAUAAAAGAAAAAGAAAAAAAAAAAAGUGGUAGCUCCAAACAAUAUAGCAAUCUACCUUAUAUAGAGCCUUCAGAUACUGUGAGUGGGAAUGAAUGGUGUAAAUGUGUGUUUGCUUGUGAGAGGAUGUGUGACGUGUGCUUGUAACUGAGUGAGUGUGCAUGUGUGUUUGAGAACCUAUAUACCAGCAUGUACCAAGAACGUAUGUGUGUAGUAAUAAUUAUGCUGCAAUGUAUAAUCUUGUGUGUUAUUUAAACAGUACUAGUACUGUACACUGGUUCCUUUCCUUGUGUUUGCAGUUGCACACUGAAUGCGAUGGGUGCAGCAAUUACAGACAUUUAGUAUUUCCUCCCCAAUGUACUUACAGGUAUAAAGACCUUUCUACCUACUAUUCAAACAGCUGUAAUGCUUCCCCUUCAUUGGAGGCUUUAAAUGUGUACCACUAAAGAGUGCAUUGAUUGUUCAUACAUGAGUAACCUUGGGGUUUUUAGCAUAUGUUACAAAGUCUGGAUUUUUAAAUGGCUGAUUUACAAGUUAUUUUAUCAAUGUAAAGUUGCAAUAUCACAGAAAUCAUUUAGCAAUAUUAACACUUUCAGUUGCUAAUAUGAGUAUCAAUGCUUUUCUGUUCUGCUUUUAAAUUUUUCUAGCUGGGUUUGCCAGUUAUAUGCUUCUUCCAUGAAAGGAAGUAGAAAGGACACUGAGGGUGUUGUGCAAGAGCUCUUCACUUUUGGCCAUUGUACUUGCUAAGGACAUAAUCUUUUAGCUUAUAAACAUUGGCUUUAAUCACAUACAUUCUUUGUUAUUUACAAGGGAGUUUGUAUACAAUUAAAAUAACUUGUAAAAGGUUACAAUUUUAUUCCUGCAACUUCAUGAAUAAAAUAAAAUUUUUAGCAUUUUCUCAGAGAAGUAGAACUUCUGAUUUUUUUCAUUCUAUCACAAGAGAAGGUAGUUUUUGGUCACUAACUGCAGAAUUCAGUUGCCCUGAUGCUGCUUCUUGCCCUUCCUUAUUUCAUGAUGAGUGUAAUACAAAGAAGGAACUUCCUUGCUUUUUGCAAUCAAGUUUGCAGAGCUCCACUAUAGGAGAAAAUUGGAACACCUUCCAUAACAGUGCUGUGAAAUAGGAAGUGGUAACCUCUAUUCAAGUGCUCUGAAUAAUGUUUUAUUUGGGCUAUUAAAAAAAAAAAAGCUUCAUUUAUAACAUUCAGACUGUUAACAUCUUUGAUAUGUUCUAGCAAAACAUUUAGGUCUGCAUAUACCAUAGUUAUUCAAAGGAUGCACUUUCUGCAACAAAAUUAUUCUCCUAAAUUCAGUGUCGUUACUUUGGUUGCAGCAGCACAGGUGGCACAGUUAGCAAUAUUGCUGCAACUUGCUGCCAGUCUCAGCUUUAAGUUUAUUCUUCAUCAUUUCUGAUGCUUUUGUAUGCUGCUAUGCUCUAGUGUCAGUUAUAAUUUCAAACAGCGUUAGAUGUUCUCCAGGCUGAUUUCCCUCUGAAGAUUCUACACAUCAGUCACAGCUCUUGGUGCAGAUAAAAUAAAAGCACAAUUUUGCUCUAUUUCAGAUGGUCUUCCCUCUGUUUAGUUAUGCAGGUAGUUCUCAAAAACAGUGAGUCUUUCCAUACCUAUCGAUACUUAAGAACACUAAAUAACUAAAAAUGCUGGUACAUCAACUUCAAAAUACUAGAAUUUCUUCUCUCUUCCAGUGUAGUUAGAGAAUAGGCUUCUCACAAUAACACCUAGCAGGUUAAAUUACAUGUAAUAAAAUUUAUUUUUUUAACCAAUAAAAUCAUGCGUUUAAAAAGCAUAUGCCACGUCUUGCAAACGUUAGGCUCUUCUAUGUAACUGCAAAAGAAAAAAUCCUGUGUGUACAGAUUUGAACAUAACUAACACUACUCUGCUCAGUAUUCAGUUCAAAGCAUGUAAAGAGGGUACUUUUUCUAAACCAGAUGCAAUGAACAAGACACAUCCUUCUGGAGCCAAGGAAAGUAGUCCUCUUUCUAGAAUUGGGGAAAUCUUGAUGUGUCCCUUUCUCCCUAGUAAAACUCUGAAGCAGUGGGAGAUCUAGGAGAUGGAGGGUCUAAGUUGGUAAAAUCCUGAAAUUAAUUGUUGCACUCUUACAGCUCAUCUCUUCUGGAAUGGUUCUUUCAUUUGCAUGGGACUCUUGCAAAUACAUGUGGACUUGCUUCCUGUGGUUAGUGUGUAUAAACAGCACACUUGCAUAUGUUCUGAAUCAGCUCAGACAAGCGACAACCAAGUCUUCUCUGUUGUGGCUGUCAAGGGAGGGGGAUUCAUGUUUAGCUGUUAACUGCCAUGUGUUAUGCACAUUUGUGUGUAAUUUCACAGCCUGCCAUGGUGCCUGGCAGCACCUGAAUUUAGCAAGACUUUUUUUAUGUUGAUUGCCUUUCUGCCAUCACCUGGCUCCUUCUUCUCCAAAAAAAAAAAACCAAACCUGUAGUAUGUUUGCUUUAUCAUAUUGGCACUGCUGUGUUUUUGCAUAAACUGUCAAUUUAAUUUGACAUUUUAGUGGAUAUGAAGGCCUACAGAUAAUUCCAAUGUCUCAUUUUGUGGCUUGCUUUACAAAAAAAGCCUUUUGUUGUAUGCCAUUUUGUGCAGCUUUUGAAUGUGAUUUCACAGCUGUUAAUCCAUUGUAUAAUAUGUUGGAUGAGAUUUACCAACCUUUCUAAUUUUAAUUGUAGAAAACACAUUUUCGACUGAUUUAUCUUUGGGCCUUUGUAAAAGCUGUGGUUUUUUUCUUUGGUACAUUGUUACCUCAUUUUGCUACUUGUGUUUCAGAUUUGCUAAUGAUUAUGAAAGCUUAUGGGUUUUGUUGGAAUCAUAUUUUGUCAAGUGUUUUCUUUAAAUCAUACGCUAUUGUAUCAUUUAACAUGUAGUUUUAAAUGUAUUGUAUCUGUAACCAAAUCAUUUGAAGGCUUGAUAAAUUUUUAACAAAAUUUGUACAUUUUUUAUGAGAGUUACUAGUAAUGCUUUACUAGGUAGUGCAAUGAAUUUUUAUUUUUAAUCCCUGUGCCCAAUUUUGGAGUUGAGAGAGUUGUUCGGUAAUAAAUGUAUGAUGUACACUUACACAA
Molecule: messenger RNA, 5399 nt
Organism: Harpia harpyja (harpy eagle)
Lineage: Eukaryota; Metazoa; Chordata; Aves; Accipitriformes; Accipitridae
Gene: RNF38
Product: ring finger protein 38
Exons: 12
Coding region: 29-1981 (650 amino acids)
Source: RefSeq, a predicted model, not a curated record